Hippoglossus stenolepis (Pacific halibut) is the source of this 2260-nucleotide messenger RNA. RefSeq names its product alkB homolog 7 (gene alkbh7). Gene Ontology annotation, cellular component: mitochondrial matrix. The record is from RefSeq and is a predicted model, not a curated record. Gene Ontology annotation, biological process: fatty acid metabolic process; DNA damage response. The transcript has 4 exons. The coding region runs from base 135 to 821 and encodes 228 amino acids. NCBI's taxonomy places the organism in Eukaryota, Metazoa, Chordata, Actinopteri, Pleuronectiformes, Pleuronectidae.
CACCCCCCACAAUGCAUUGCGCGUCCAACAUGGCGGCCCCCAUAACCGUCUGACAUCUGCGGAACAAGACAACAACAACUGAGAGGAAGGUGAAAAGUAUCGUGCGGCGAGUUGAUAACAGUUCAGACCGGAGGAUGAAGCUGUUGCUGUCGGUGCUGUCGCGUCUCCACAAACCUCCCGCUCUCACCGGCGCUCGGCUCGGCUCCGGGGCCCGCGGCGGCCCGGUAGCUGCCGGGGACGAGGCUCUGAUCCGGGGCUCCAGCCCGGAGCUGCUGCGGGCUCUCGGCUCGCAGGUGGAGGUGAGGACGGCCUUCAUCACCGAGGCGGAGGAGGGGGCUCUGCUGGGGGAGCUGGAGCCCGGACUCCGGAAGAAACGAUACGAGUUCAGCCACUGGGACGAUGCUAUUCACGGCUACCGGGAGACUGAGCGCGUGAGGUGGGGGGAAGCGUGCGAGGAGGUCUUGAGUCGUGUCCGGUCCGUUGCGUUUCCGGAGGGCUGUUCGCUCCUCGGGCCCGUGCACGUUCUGGAUCUGGACAAGACUGGCUACAUCAAGCCGCACAUCGACAGCGUCAAGUUUUGUGGCAGCACCAUUGCUGGGUUGAGUCUUCUGUCGGACAGUAUCAUGCGUUUGGUGAGGGAGGAUGCCAAGAACCAUUGGCUGGACCUUCUGUUGCCCCGACGCUCACUCUAUAUACUGAGGGACCAGGCCCGAUAUAGCUUCACUCAUGAGAUCCUGAAAGAUGAAGAGUCUGUGUUCAGUGGAGAGAGAGUUCCUCGGCAGCGUCGCAUCUCUGUCAUCUGUCGAAACCUUCCAGACUGACGCCCACACUGACUCGACUUGGACAUUCAUAACGGAGCAUAACUUGAAUUUAAAGGAACUGUGUCACUGGUCUCCAUCUUUGAAGAAAUAACUAAAAGUCCUGUUCUAAAGUUUGCUCUAGAGUGAAGUGUUUAUUUUGAUAUAUAUACUGAGCUAACACAGAGAGUGGCUCUGAAGAGGUAAGUCACACACAGGGGGCUUAAAAUCUGACUUUGUCUACAGAUUUUGAUCUUUAAUAAUACAAUUUAACAUGCACGUGAAUGACAGCAUACUUAAGAGAUGAUAUUUUGAUAAUUUAAUCAAUAUUAACUUCAUUUAAAAAUUUCGAAUUUCGAAUUUCCUUUUUUGGCCCCAAUGAUUCUUUGCAUUUUGAAUAUUAAGUAUGGUUGAACACAUCUGUUGAAAAUAUGAACUAACUAAGCAAACCAUUAUCCUAUGAUAAAGAAUCACAUAAAAGAUCCAUAAGGAUACAUCUAAGUAUUUAAUUUUUAUUUAAUUUAUUCAGUCAUUAACUUAUCCUCGGAGGCUACUUUAUAUAAUCUAAAGGGGGAUCUGACCUUUCUUGUGUCAUCUUUCCCUCCAGUUGGUUUAAAUCCCAAAAUACAAUGGGAAAUUGAUAUGGGUACACCCAUGACUGCAACACAAUGGGAGGCCUUUCUUACAAAUGCUCCGGAAAUAUCAAAUAGUUUUAGGUGCAAGAUCAUGCACACAAAUACGUAUUGUCUCAAUUAUACUUUGCACAUUGAAGGUGAAUGAUUUUCCAAUUGAAUUGUGCUGGCAUGGUUUUUUUAAGUGAGGUUAAAUGUGCAUUUGUUGUUGUUUACUGUCCUGUUCUAUAAACAGCUUUGGUUGGAAAUCACUGAAAACUUGUUAUAUAUGAAAAUGUAACUUUUUAAUUUAUUUCUGGAAUUUUAUUUGACAGUUAGGGAUGACGUGCAGCAGCUUUUUAAAAAAAUAUAUUUUUUGCUGUUCAGUACCACUCUCUGUUGAAAACACUUUAGCAUACUGUGUUCAACAUAAUUUGAAUACACCAAGGCCUAACAGUCCAAUCAAGAUUCACCAAAUUGUACACACUCAUAGAUGUUAUGGAUUUUUUUUUUAGAGACACUGUGUUCUCUCCCCUCUCUGAGGCAGAGUGCAUGUGGAUGUUGUGUCUGGGGAAGUGUGAGAGCUUGGGCAAGAUCCAAGGCUUCACUCCCUAGACGCCACAGAUAUGAGACGGUGUGAGCAGGAAAUACUGUCUCCAGAAUUAGAAAACACAUUGGAUUGUUUAGGAACUAGCAGACCCAUAGACUAAAUGAUCUGCAGGGGUUUAAAGUGUGACUGCAGUAAAGCAGACUUCAGAAUAUGAGAGGACAUCCUGCACAGUUGUUGUAUUGAUGGAUUCAGAUUUUCUCCUUGGCCAAGCUCCAAUAAAUAUUUCAGCAUGAGACAUCAAA